This is a messenger RNA of Drechmeria coniospora, 1308 nucleotides long. RefSeq lists its product as uncharacterized. The transcript is spliced from 3 exons. The coding region runs from base 1 to 1308 and encodes 435 amino acids. NCBI's taxonomy places the organism in Eukaryota, Fungi, Ascomycota, Sordariomycetes, Hypocreales, Ophiocordycipitaceae. The record is from RefSeq and is a predicted model, not a curated record.
AUGUACGUCACCCCCCGCUCACGACGACUUCUACAUUUCUUCCCUGUGCUUGAACGAAACUGCCUCCAUGCCAGUACCCCUCGUACCCGACGAAAGCUCGUCAUCUCGUCCUCGACUCUCCGUACCCAACGGAACCUCGUCAACUCCCCGGCCCCUCGUCCUCGGCUCCUCAUCCUCGGCAUCGCAGCCAUGUCGCAGUUCAAAGAUAUCAUUAAAAACGGGUGGCACCCGGAAAAGGAGGGCACGACGAUACGGGGCCAGGUGAGCGGGCUCGUCGGACGCAAGUCGGCCGGCAACGACCGCUCCAACCACGUCUCCCGGCCACUCUCCGAACUCAAGGACGCCUCGACUUUUGCCCCCCCUCCGAGGAGGGUAGGGACACCUGGCGCCCCGUCUCCGAGCCCUCCCAUCAGGAGCCCUCCGGCGACGAGCGCGAGCGCGAGCGGACGACAGCAAGGCUCCGCUGAGCCGCCGCCGCCGCCACCUCGCAGGCCUGGCGCGGUGCAUGGAAAUGACGGCGAAUCCUCCUCCGACCCGGGCGGAUCCGCUUCCCGCUCUCUGCCUCCACGGUUGCCGCCGAGGGAGAAUGCAUCGCCGGGCAGUGGCCAUCUGCCUCGAGGAGCGGUGGACAGGUUGGGCGCCGCAGGCGUCUCCGUCCCCGGUCUCGGCAUCGGGCGAUCUGGACCUGCCAGUUCGACGCCGCCCAGUCUCCCGCCUCCGCCGCGAACCGUGGGCGCGUCUGCGGCGAUGAAGGGCGGUCUCGGGAGUCUCGGCACGCAGGUGAACGCGCUGCAGUCCCGCCUCUCCACGGCGGACACGUCGACGGGCGCCAAGGGCGGCUCUGCGGGCACCACGGGCGGCUCUACGGGUGGAGGCACAACCUGGGCGCAGAAGCAGGCGGCGCUCAAGACAGCUUCGGCCAUCCACAAGGACCCCUCGUCCGUCUCCUUCUCGGAUGCAAAGGCGGCGGCCAGCACGGCCAACAACUUCCGCCAACGGCACGGCGACCAAGUGGCCGCCGGCAUCAAGAGCGCGAGCGAACUCGACCAAAAGUACGGAGUCAGGGACAAGGUCGGUGCCUACGCGUCGGAUGCGGGUCAGGAUGCGGGUCAAGCUUCAGGUCAAGGCCGUGCUGGGUCGGAGUCGGCCACGGCGUCGCUGGCGACAACCCUCGCCGGCGCCGUGCCCGGCCUCGCGGGGAAGAAGAAGCCGCCGCCGCCUCCGCCGCCGAAGAGGGCUGGUGUGGCUGCGGCCGUCAACGGCGACACGGCUCCCCCAGUUCCAACAUCGACGCGGCCGACGUAUUGA